ACAAAAGCUCGCUUUCACAUAUACUUACUUUCUAAUUUUAUCCUAAUUAAAAUGGACAAUCUCGUCGACUCGGCAGUCAAAAGCACAAAUUGUCUGUUUCCUGGAGAGUCGGCAGGAAUUGUGGCUCUCGAUGCAAACGCAGAUAACUUAAAGGGCCAGCGGACUGGUAUUGCGACAAAAUACCGAGAUGAGUACCUGGUUUCUCGAGAAUUACCACGAGGCGUAGAGAAAUUUGGGGCAAAAUUAAAUGACAUAAAUAACAACUCGGAUUUAUCAGCGUCGUUUGGACCUGCGCUAACAACGCAACUGUUGAUUGCGAGCGGCAGCACCAACAGCAGCGUUGCUGGAGUAUCUGCGAAUGCAUUUACGGAUGUCGAGGACGAAGUACAGCGAGUGCUUGAUGGGCUUGCAGGAAAGCAGUCAAAGUCCAAGGCCAAAAAGGUUAAGAAGCCGACCCGUGAGCUUGUGCUGGCAGCUGCCGAGAAGGGUGCAAGCAUGGCAGCGAGCCUACCUCCGCCGCCCGGACAGCAGAUUGUGCGUAAGCGGAAUUACGACCCAAUUAAGCCGGAAUGGCAUGCGCCGUGGAAGCUGAUGCGGGUGAUCAGCGGACAUGUCGGGUGGGUGCGGUCACUGGCGGUAGAGCCAGGCAACAAGUGGUUUGCCUCUGGAUCUGUCGACAGAACCAUCAAGAUCUGGGACUUGGCCUCAGGCACAUUGAAGCUUACACUGACCGGGCACAUCUCGCCUGUGCGCGGACUGGCGGUUUCGCCACGGCAUCCGUACUUGUUUUCGUGCGGCGAGGAUAAGCAGGUCAAGUGUUGGGAUCUCGAGACGAACAAGGUCGUGCGGCAGUACCACGGGCACUUAUCUGGAGUGUACGCGUUGGCGCUGCACCCAGUGCUCGACGUUCUGAUUACCGGCGGGCGCGACGCCGUGGCGCGUGUCUGGGACAUGCGCACUAAGCAGCAGGUGCACGUACUGUCGGGACACACAUCGACGAUCUCGUCGAUCGAAUGCCAGGAGGCCGACCCGCAGGUGAUUUCGGGCUCGAUGGACUCGACAGUACGCCUGUGGGACCUGGCGGCUGGAAAAUCGAUGGCCACGCUGACGCACCACAAAAAGUCUGUGCGCGCGCUUGCGCUGCACCCGACUGAGUUUGGGUUUGCCAGCGCCAGCUCGGACAAUAUCAAGCAGUGGCGGUUUCCGAAGGGAGAUUUUGUGCAGAACUUUGAAGGGCACAACUCUAUUGUUAACGCAAUGUCCGCCAACAGUGACGGCGUGCUGUUUUCUGGCGGUGACGAUGGCUCCAUGCGCUUCUGGGACUGGCGCAGCGGACAUUGCUUCCAGGAAUCUCAGACCAUGGUCCAGCCGGGAUCGCUGGACAGCGAGGCUGGCAUUCUUUGCUCUACUUUUGAUCGCACUGGCUUCCGUCUGAUCACGGGCGAGGCAGACAAGACAAUCAAGAUAUGGAAGGAGAACGACGAUGCUACCGAAGAGUCGCACCCAGUCGACUUUAGGCCAAGCCUUGGCCGCCGGCGCCACUAGCUGGGUCCUUGUCUUUAUCAAUACAUUUUCAACUUUAAAUCAUCAAUUUAUAUCAGGG
Molecule: messenger RNA, 1603 nt
Organism: Kickxella alabastrina
Lineage: Eukaryota; Fungi; Kickxellomycota; Kickxellomycetes; Kickxellales; Kickxellaceae
Product: WD40-repeat-containing domain protein
Exons: 1
Coding region: 52-1545 (497 amino acids)
Biological process (GO): mRNA splicing, via spliceosome
Cellular component (GO): precatalytic spliceosome; catalytic step 2 spliceosome; Prp19 complex
Molecular function (GO): protein binding
Source: RefSeq, a predicted model, not a curated record